AUGGCCGUCGCUCAGAUCUGGAGUUCUCAAGUUUCUACGUCCGACUGCCUUCACCUCGUGGGUGAAAUGGAGCGAAACGAAGUCAGAUUCUGGCCCUGUUUGAAACAGACGGACGAUGACGACGAGAACAAACACUUCAACGCGGUUGACUCGAAGAAUGCCAGACCCUGCCUUCCAAAUGUGACAAACGCUAUUGAUAGGUAA
Messenger RNA from Penicillium verhagenii, 204 nucleotides. RefSeq lists its product as uncharacterized. The coding region runs from base 1 to 204 and encodes 67 amino acids. NCBI's taxonomy places the organism in Eukaryota, Fungi, Ascomycota, Eurotiomycetes, Eurotiales, Aspergillaceae. The transcript has a single exon. The record is from RefSeq and is a predicted model, not a curated record.